Molecule: messenger RNA, 792 nt
Organism: Trichoderma asperellum CBS 433.97
Lineage: Eukaryota; Fungi; Ascomycota; Sordariomycetes; Hypocreales; Hypocreaceae
Source: RefSeq, a predicted model, not a curated record
AUGGCAGGGGCAGUGGCAGAAGUUUUUGUCGAGCUGCUCGCAGUCAUCAGUGAGGCGGACGUUGAAGCUGCAGCAUCAACUGCUUUGCUAGAUGUUGCGGGCGAAGGACUCAUUGCUGGAGGCGCUGAGCUCUUGACGGGUACAACUGCAGAGGGAGAAAUCAUCUUGGAACCCAUAUUCGAAGAGGCCGGGAGUGGAGCUGCCGCGGAUCUGAUCGGCUCUGCCGACGUGGCGAAUCUGAGCAGAGGACAACUCAACCUGCUCUGGCAAGACGCAAAGACCUUCGCGCGCUGGACUGGUCGCGAGAUUAUGAAAGGAGCGUUGUUCCAAGUUGGACUCGAGGCCGUCGAGGGUCUUAUGGCAAAGCACCCGCCUCCUGGACCAGAUUAUUCCGACCUCAUUCAAGCCAUUGGAGCAGUGGGGGGUGCCUUGAAGAUUCUGACGGAUGUCACAACCGAAUGGCGAAAGUGGUCCGUCAAGCACUUUUCAAAACGCGAAGAGUUUGGCCAGGUCCGAGUCGAAGAUACACUCAUUCUUCGAUUCGAGAUCUUCCGAAAUAAAUUGGGUCAAAUUAGUUUCUACAUGCAGAAGAAUUUGGGUCCUCUUCUCGCCCAGGUCAAAAAUAACAUCGAUAAGGCCAAUAUUAGUGGGCUGAAGAGCGGGAUGAGGACGUAUGCGGACAUGGUAUUGGCUAUCAGCAAGGGAAUUAAAGAGAAGGAGGUGUUGAUGAUGCAUGCUGGACUUAAAGAUCGUUACGACGAUCUUCAAAAGGCUCGUGAUCUCUUGAACUAA